Molecule: messenger RNA, 1310 nt
Organism: Neltuma alba
Lineage: Eukaryota; Viridiplantae; Streptophyta; Magnoliopsida; Fabales; Fabaceae
Product: 2-dehydro-3-deoxyphosphooctonate aldolase
Exons: 14
Coding region: 80-901 (273 amino acids)
Biological process (GO): biosynthetic process
Cellular component (GO): cytoplasm
Molecular function (GO): 3-deoxy-8-phosphooctulonate synthase activity
Source: RefSeq, a predicted model, not a curated record
ACGGUCGGUACUAAGCCAAUUUGCUUCUUGUCCUUGGAUUCUGAGAAAAUUUCCUUUUGUGUUUCUUUCGACUGUGAAAAUGGAUCCAUCUUCAGUUCUGUUUAACCAGCUUAAGUCAGCAAAUCCAUUCUUCUUGCUAGCGGGUCCAAAUGUGAUUGAAUCUGAGGAGCACGUUCUACGGAUGGCUAAGCACAUAAAGAGUAUCACAUCAAAGGUUGGAAUACCAUUGGUUUUCAAGUCAAGCUUUGACAAAGCCAAUCGGACAUCAUCCAAAUCAUUUCGCGGCCCGGGCAUGAUUGAAGGAUUGAAGAUACUUGAGAAGGUCAAAAUAGCCUAUGACAUGCCUAUUGUGACAGAUGUGCAUGAGGCUAUCCAGUGUGAACCAGUUGGCAGGGUUGCAGAUGUUAUUCAGAUACCAGCAUUCUUAUGUCGUCAAACAGAUCUUCUAGUGGCAGCAGCCAAAACUGGAAAAAUUGUCAACAUCAAGAAAGGCCAGUUCUGUGCUCCUUCUGUCAUGACAAAUUCAGCUGAGAAAAUUAGAUUGGCUGGAAAUCCAAAUGUGAUGGUUUGUGAGAGAGGAACUAUGUUUGGUUACAAUGAUUUGAUUGUUGAUCCACGAAACCUGGAGUGGAUGAGAGAAGCCAAUUGUCCUGUUGUAGCUGAUAUCACACAUUCAUUACAACAGCCUGCUGGGAAAAAGUUGGAAGGUGGAGGGGUUGCAAGUGGAGGCCUUCGAGAAUUGAUACCAUGCAUUGGAAGGACGGCAGUUGCUGUUGGAGUGGACGGGAUUUUCAUGGAGGUACAUGAUGAUCCCCUGAAUGCACCUGUUGAUGGUCCAACACAGUGGCCUUUGCGCCAUUUGGAGGAGCUGCUGGAAGAACUUGUAGCUAUCUCUCAGUAGAUGAUGUGCAAUUCAUGAACUCAAAUAGGAGAGAGAAAUGGGGAAAAAGGGAGAAAAAACGGUGUCUAGAGAAAGAAAGGAGCAGAGAGAUGUGAGGGAGUGUAAGGAUAGCAAUUUUGAAAAAAUAUUAUAAAUUCAUCAAAUGGUUGGACUUCCAAAAUUAAGGUUUGGUCUGUGAUGGCGUAUCUUGCUUGCCCUGCUUUCUAUUGGAUGAUUGAAUUAUAUGUGAAAUCAGUCAAUUUUAACAAUCAUUUACAUAAAUCACUUCGUUAUGGGUUAGAAACUUGUCAAAAUGAUUAGAUUUCAGCUAUGCUUUCUUUGAAAUUUGUGACCGUGCAGAUAUCUUGCCUGCCCUGUUUUUGAUGAAUGAAUAUUUUUCCUGAUUAAUUAGAAGAACAAUUGCUAUUAA